CGCUGGCCCGCUGUUUUUGACAGUACUUUUUUUUCUCUCUCUCUUGUCUCUUGGGCACAGGAACUGAAGCUGCCCGUCUACAAGGCUCUCUCGCCGCAGAUCGCUUUGCGCCGCUAUUUUGCCGACCUCCUCGCCAUCCUCAGCAACCGUUACCAGCUGUGCCCCACGGCUCGCCACCUGGCGGUUUACCUGCUCGACCUCUUUAUGGACCACUAUGAUGUCGCCGUGAAACAGCUGUACGUCAUCGCUCUCUCCUGUCUUCUCCUGGCCAGCAAAUUUGAGGAGAAGGAGGACCGUGUGCCGAAGCUGGACCAGCUGAACAGCCUGGGCUUUAUGAGCAGCUUGCACUUAGUGCUGAACAGACAGGACCUGCUGCAGAUGGAGCUGCUGCUGCUGGAGACGUUCAGCUGGAACCUGUGUCUGCCCACAGCUGCCCACUUCAUUGACUACUACCUCUCCGUCUCUGUCCACGAGAACGACCUCCACAAUGGCUGGCCACUAGCCUCCAUCGCCAAAACCAAAGCCUUCCUGGAAAAAUACACCCACUACUUUCUGGAGGUUUCUCUCCAAGAUCAUAGCUUUCUGACUUUCCGUCCGUCGAUGGUAGCUGCUGCUUGCAUCACAGCCUCUCGUAUCUGUUUACACAUCAGCCCGUCCCUAACCUCUCAGCUGCAUCUGCUGACAGGAUACACCUGGGAGCACCUGACGCCCUGCAUUGAGCUCAUGCUGAUUGCCCACGACAACGACGUCAAGGAAGCCAACAAAACCAAAGGCCACCAGUCCUCACCACAGCUGCUAUUCCAGCCCCAGUACCAGCACAGCACCUCCCAGCUCGUCCAGUUCCACCCACCCACCCAGCCCCAGACUCCAGUCCAGCCCCAGGCCCAAACACAGACCCAGGCCCACACGCAGACCCAGGCCUACCGCAGCCACCUUCAGGGCCGCCGGCCCACUAUCCUCUCGGGAAGCUCCAGUCGCGGUUACACGAUCCAGGCCUGCCCGGGCCUGCAGUCCAGCCUCCAGCCCACAGUCAGGGCCUUGCCUGUUCAGGGACCCAUCGCCAUGCAGGUCGCCAUAACGACCGAGCCUAGACACUGCAUCACCGUGGCUUACGGACGUAACUUCCUGAGCGGACAUCACACCUACACAGCUGGCUGCUUUGAAAGAUGA
This is a messenger RNA of Callorhinchus milii (elephant shark), 1170 nucleotides long. RefSeq names its product cyclin J-like (gene ccnjl). The transcript has 4 exons. Gene Ontology annotation, molecular function: cyclin-dependent protein serine/threonine kinase regulator activity. The record is from RefSeq and is a predicted model, not a curated record. Gene Ontology annotation, biological process: regulation of cyclin-dependent protein serine/threonine kinase activity; mitotic cell cycle phase transition. Lineage: Eukaryota; Metazoa; Chordata; Chondrichthyes; Chimaeriformes; Callorhinchidae. Gene Ontology annotation, cellular component: cytoplasm; cyclin-dependent protein kinase holoenzyme complex; nucleus. The annotation marks the transcript as partial.